CGGCUUGGCUUCACCACCACCCCCGCCGCCAACAACAACAACCACCACCACCUUCAGUCGCGCGCUUCUCCUGCGAGGUUUCAAAGCUCCUGGGGGGCCUCUUUGCGGGCUCGCUCGCGCCAUCGUCCAUGGCCGUGUCGCGGGGAGACGUCGUCUACCAGAAGGGGCAGAGUGACGAUUCUGACAUUUGGGACGACACAGCGCUCAUCAAGGCGUAUGACAAAGCCGUCACGUGCUUCAAGACAGCGCUCAAAAAUAGCACCGCCACUUGCGAGAGCCCCAAGACCUACGGGGAGACAAAGUCCGUGAACAAGCGGGCGAAGACACGGAAGACGGCACAAGAGGAGCAGCGUGUCGCCCUCCGACAAGGCCGGGCGACCUGUGCCAGGCUGCCUUGGUCCGAGGACGGCGUGGUCUACGACGCCACGAUCAAGUCGGUGGACGCCAGCGCCGGCACCUGCGUCGUGGUCUUCACGGGCUACGGCAACGAGGAUGAGCUGAAGCUCGCCGAUCUUCUGCCGCCAGCGGCGGAGUCUGCCGCCGGCGCCGGCGGGAGAGAGCGACGCGGCCGCGAGCUGCUGACGCCGACUCCGGCGUCCCGGGCCUGGCAAGGAGAGUGCCCCCUCCGCCGACGACUACGAGAUGCCAGGCAGACCCAAGGGUGGGCACGGAGCAUGGAAGAAGGGUCACAAGCAGAAGCAGAGCGUCCCACCGUGGGCCUACCCGUCGCCACCCUUGUCCCAUCCUCCCCCCUUCCCUGGCUUUCCACCUUACGUGAGCACAUUCGCCUGGUGGGACACUUGAGCGUUGCCGUGUGUGUCAUACGAAUGAGCGAGUGUUGUUAGGCGAGGAAUUAAAAGCGAUUGUUACAUGCCGACUAGAGCGGUUAAUCGAUCGGCAGGUCGCACAUCGUGGGGGAAAGCGUGUGAAAGAGUAGGCCAAAUACCCCCUAAAGCGGCUCUCAGUGUUACCACGUGAUACAUUACUCACAAUACCCCCACAGUGUUACCACGUGAUACAUUACUCACAAUACCACCACAGUGUUACCACGUGACUAGACUCAAGGUAACGAAAACAAAUCGGAUUCAUUUAUUUUAACGAAACUUUAUUUUGAGUUGUAUUCCCCAUACAGUAUAUUUUUUACAGUGUUACAGGCAAAUGUACAAUUAUUGUUUUUUUAUGCCUAACAAUGCUUCCCUUUUUUGUUUAACCAUAACACAUUUUAUAACACUUACAGGUAUGUGCAUUUAAAUACACUUAAUUAUCGCG
This is a messenger RNA of Petromyzon marinus (sea lamprey), 1269 nucleotides long. The record is from RefSeq and is a predicted model, not a curated record. NCBI's taxonomy places the organism in Eukaryota, Metazoa, Chordata, Hyperoartia, Petromyzontiformes, Petromyzontidae.